AUGUCCGAAUCAACGACAUUUUCCGCGGAGAGCUACUUUGCAACGCAACCCGCACCUUCUUUUCUCGAGGAGGAUGUACACAAGGUCCGCGAGUUCGUAGAAAGGCACGCACGAGCGGGGAGGAAGGUCGUCCUUGUCACAAGCGGCGGGACCACUGUCCCACUCGAGCUCAACGUCGUCCGCUUCCUCGACAACUUCAGUGCCGGAACUCGUGGCGCGACCUCCGCCGAGUACUUUCUCAAAGCAGGCUACGCCGUCAUAUUCAUGCACCGGCAGUUCAGUCUGCAGCCGUUCAGCCGUCACUACUCGCACUCCACUCACCCGUUCCUUGACUUCCUGGAGAUGGAGCAGACCGGUGCAGAGACGGAGACAAAGCUGGACGGAGUCGGUAGCGAGCCACAGCGCGUAGGGCCGCACAUCAGCGUAAAGCUCUCGGAACGCACGCAGCUCGUGGAGGUCUUGGCGGCCUACAAGGCGGUUCACAAGGCGGGGACACUGCAUACGCUGACAUUCGUGACAGUCAACGAUUACCUUUGGCUCCUCCGCGCAGUGAGCCAGGAGCUGUCGGUGUUGGGUCGAAAUGCGUUGUAUUAUCUCGCUGCCGCAGUAAGCGACUUUUUCCUCCCCCGACAGAAGCUUUCAGAGCACAAGAUACAGUCAGGCAAAGGAAGUCUGCACAUUGAGAUGGAUCAGGUACCAAAGAUCCUCAAGCCUCUUGUCUCUGAAUGGACCCAGGGCCAAGCCUUCAUCGUCUCCUUCAAGCUCGAAACGGACCCUUCGCUGCUUGUCCCCAAGGCUCGUACUGCGUUAGCACGAUAUGGGCAUCAAGUUGUAAUCGGCAACGAUUUGCAUCACCGCAAGCAUCGUGUUGUCUUUGUAGCACCCGCGCAUGCCUCUCGUGCCGCCCAAUCGGAUGAUGCAGAGGGAUUUGUCGAGACGUGGAUCCGGAUAGAUACCAAUGCUCCCCCAAGUAAGGAGAUUGAAGAAGACAUUAUCGCAGAAUUGAUCAGUAGACACCAGUCGUGGAUAAACCACACAAGUGUAUGA
Fibroporia radiculosa is the source of this 1047-nucleotide messenger RNA. RefSeq lists its product as uncharacterized. Lineage: Eukaryota; Fungi; Basidiomycota; Agaricomycetes; Polyporales; Fibroporiaceae. Gene Ontology annotation, biological process: coenzyme A biosynthetic process. Gene Ontology annotation, molecular function: phosphopantothenate--cysteine ligase activity. The record is from RefSeq and is a predicted model, not a curated record. The coding region runs from base 1 to 1047 and encodes 348 amino acids. Gene Ontology annotation, cellular component: cytoplasm; nucleus. The transcript is spliced from 6 exons.